This is a messenger RNA of Didymella exigua CBS 183.55, 1662 nucleotides long. Its product is annotated as acetyl-hydrolase. Lineage: Eukaryota; Fungi; Ascomycota; Dothideomycetes; Pleosporales; Didymellaceae. The transcript has a single exon. The record is from RefSeq and is a predicted model, not a curated record. The coding region runs from base 142 to 1617 and encodes 491 amino acids. Gene Ontology annotation, molecular function: hydrolase activity.
GUCUAUUUCCUUUACUUGUUUUUUCUGUGGGGUUGUAGUUAAUUGAGCAUUGUAUGCAUUUCCUUACAUUUUCGUCGUCCACGUUGUAACUCCACCCACGCCAGCAAGUGCACUUCCGCGGAGUAGCCACGCACCGCCACGAUGGACGCCACACCCUCAGCAAUGCUGAAGCUCCUUGUGCCCAAGGUACCUUUCAUGCUCAAAACAGCGCUUUGGCACACCAUCGGUCAAUCCGCCACAUCUUCGAAAUGGGAUCUCCGGACCGAACUUACAAUCAACAUUCUCCGGGACAUGAUCGGACCCAACUCGGAACCAUCACCGAUCUCAAAAAUUCAACGCUUGACUACGAAGGACCCUGGUAUUAAGGGCAAGGUUUGGGUCAGUAAGGUGAAGUUGAACGUCCCCGAGGAGGACGACGUUCGACAGCUGCUCUUCAAAGCGAUAGAAGACAUGGGCACGGGUAAAGAGCAAUGGACCAAGCCAGAAAACCGACCCUUGGAGGCAGAGUGGAACGGCUACCGCGCGCAAGCCCCAGACCCAAAAGCGCCUCAGUCCGCAGACCGAGACGAGAAGGCCGAAUACGCAAACUUGAUGAAAGAAGUCUCGUCUAGAGUCACCCUCCUUUACUUCCACGGCGGCGCAAUGUAUCUCCUGGACCCUGCUACCUACCGCCCAACAACCUCGCGCCUGGCAAAAGAGACCGGAGGUAGAGUGUUCAGCGUGCGAUACAGACUCGCACCAUCAAACCCCUUCCCCGCCGCACUGCUAGACUGCUUCACCGCAUACCUCUCGUUGCUACACCCACCGCCAGGUGCGCCCCACUCCGCCGUUCCCGCGAACGAAAUCGUCUUCGGCGGCGACAGCGCAGGAGGAACCUGUUGUACCGCCCUCCUGCAACUACUCCUCCAAAUCCACCGCUCAAAUCCCAACCCCAACUCUCUCCCAACCGUCAAAUUCCACGGCAAGGACGUUGACAUCCCUCUCCCGGCCGGCCUCGCAAUGACCUCCCCCUGGCUCGACAUUACGCGUGGACUACCCUCUAUUGAGGGGCUGGCGCAGUAUGACUACCUCCCCCCGCCGUCGCAAACCGACCACCGCGAGUUCCCCGCGUGCUCCAUCUGGCCCGCCUCUCCGCCUCGCGCAGAUCUAUACUGCGAAGGCAGCGCGCUCCUGCACCCUCUAGUCUCGCCACUAGCAGCCAAAUCCUGGGAAGGCGCUCCACCGCUGUUUUUCAGUCUGGGGCAGGAGAUGCUGCGCGAUGAGGAUGCGGUGCUUGCGCAAAGGGCGGUGGGUCAAGGUGUGAAAGUGGUGUGGAGAGAGUUCGAGGCCAUGCCGCAUUGCUUUGCGAUGUUGCUGGAGAGUAAUCCGGGGGCACCGGUGUAUUACAAGGAGUUCGCGAAGUUUUGUAAGGAGGUUGUUGAGGCUAGGGACAGUGUGCAGACGAAUGGCGAAUUUAUUCGAGCAAAGACGUUGCAGAGGAGCGAGGUGGAUGUAAAGGGUGGGCUGACUAAGUUGACUGAUGUUGAAGUGGAGGGGUAUAUGAAGAAGGGGCAGGAGAGGAUCGAAGCAAAGUUCAGGAGGGGACGGGAUCCGGCCGCUGAGAGGCCGAUGCUGUAGAUGAAGUGGUUCAGAAGGAGGUGUGUAUGUAUGUAUAUAUCCGGC